AUGGUCUACCACUGUUGUACCGGAGGAUACCACACCGCAACGUCGCCGCCUAACUACACAACAUACGCAACAACCAGUUACUACACCGAGGCCCACAAGUACUACUCCCAUCCCUACUACUAUACCGAGGCUCCAGCUUAUUUCACCAUCAAGGCCCACAAGUACUGCACCACCAAGGCACCGGAGUAUUACACCACAUCCCACGCCGCUCCAGCUACUACACCGAGGCUCAAAAACACUACACCACCAGAGAACCGGAGUACUACACGACUACGUAUGCUACCCCAGCUUACCACACCAGCUUACUACACCGAGACUCCCAACUACAUACCCACAACUGAUGCGGCCGAAUAUUAUGCAGUACCUACUUACUACACAGUGGCUGCUACAUCGUACUACGUUGAUCCGAAUUACUACUCCGAGGUUCCAGUUUACUACAUCAAAAUUUACGCUGCACCCUGCUACUACACUGAAGCUCCUGCUUACUGCAACACCAAGGCAUCCGAGUAUUACACCACUACUUACGCUUUUCUGACCUUUUACACCGAAGCUGCGAAGUAUUCCACUUCCCCGAGCUACCACACCAUUAAGGCGGCUGAAUGUAACAUCAUAACCUUCGCUUCUCCCGUUAACUACAGGGAGUCUCUUAAAUACUAGAGCGAAAUUUUUGAUUUCUUUUUGUGGUCAGAUUUGUCUGUCAUAUCUUAAAACUUUCAAGUUACUAGUCAGUAGUCACUGGGAAUCGUUGUUGAUCUUAAAUGAGAAAAUAAAUUUUUUAAUGU
Molecule: messenger RNA, 782 nt
Organism: Daphnia pulex (common water flea)
Lineage: Eukaryota; Metazoa; Arthropoda; Branchiopoda; Diplostraca; Daphniidae
Product: DNA-directed RNA polymerase II subunit RPB1-like
Exons: 3
Coding region: 1-657 (218 amino acids)
Source: RefSeq, a predicted model, not a curated record